ACAACCUCGGUGCGCAACCAGUUCACCAUACGCUGGAACCGUACGCAUCCAAGGUUGCAAACACUAUAUCGAGGAUAUAUUGAGGAGGAGUCACAGAACAGCUGCAGAGGGAUCGGGUGGAAGGUGCUCUUCCUGGCUCAUCGUUCAGAUGACAUUCAGCGGAAAAUAAUGAUCAUCCAUCUCCAGUGAAGGCAGCCGAACAGUCCCGGUAGUCUAUCGCUUCACAGUUGAAAAAAUUCACAAGAGACAAAAAUUGUAGACCCUCCUGCUCCUCGCCAUCAGCAUGCGGUGACUGGGGUCUGAAGACCCAGUGUGUCCGGCAGCAGAAGGCAGCUUAAAUGAAGGAUGAAGAGCCCAGUGCACAGAUACAGGGACGUAGACCAUGGGCGUGGGCAUUCCGGGGAUAGGGCAGGAGUAAACUGCCUACAGGCUGAGCAGCGAAUCCCCAUUUCCAAAGAUGUUAUCACUUCCUCCUCUGCCUCUGCCAUGUGGUUCAUCUGGGAUGCCUGCGGCAUAGUGUGUGCGGUCAUCACCUGGCUGCUGGUGUUGUAUGCCGAGUUUGUGGUGCUGUUUGUAAUGCUGCUGCCCUCCAAGAGUCUGACUUACUGCAUUAUGAAUGGGACCUUGUUCAACACACUGGCCUUCCUUGCCCUCUCCUCACACCUCAGAGCCAUGUGCACUGAUCCUGGGGCCGUACCUAAAGGGAAUGCUACUAAGGAAUACAUAGAAAGCCUUCAGUUGAAACCAGGGCAGGUGGUCUACAAAUGUCCAAAGUGCAGCAGCAUCAAGCCUGACCGAGCGCACCACUGCAGUGUUUGCAAACGCUGUAUACGGAAGAUGGACCAUCACUGCCCCUGGGUCAAUAACUGUGUUGGGGAGAGCAACCAAAAGUACUUUGUGCUUUUCACAAUGUAUAUUGCACUCAUCUCUCUCCAUGCUCUGGUCAUGGUGGUCUUCCAUUUCCUCUAUUGCUUUGAAGAUGAUUGGACAAAGUGCAGCUCCUUCUCUCCCCCUGCAACAGUCAUCCUCCUCAUAGUCUUGUGCUUUGAGGGUCUCCUCUUCCUCAUCUUCACCUCUGUGAUGUUCGGCACCCAAGUCCAUUCCAUCUGUACCGAUGAGACCGGUAUAGAGCAGUUGAAAAAGGAAGAGAGAAGAUGGGCUAAAAAAACUAAAUGGAUGAACAUGAGGGCGGUGUUCGGACACCCUUUCUCCUUAUUGUGGUUUAGUCCCUUCUCCACCCCUGACCAUGGGAAGGCUGAGACAUACCAGUAUGUGGUGUGAGAGCUCAGCGCAGGGAACGAGGCAGCCGGGUCGGAAACAAAUUGUGAGGCCUGGUCCAACCCCACAGAGCAGACGUUUGCCAUUUGGUUACUCCCAAUGCUGAACACGAUUUACACACUGUAUCAUGGACAGCUUCUCAUCUCUUUUUUUGUUGCUCUAUACAUUCAAUUUUGUGAUAAAUCGCAGAGAAAAGGAAACUUUCAGUUUGUGUAUCCUGUAUCCAACUAUGAUGAAUCUUUUUUUAUCUGACCUUCUCUGUGUUGUAUCAGAAAACCAUUUUCUCACUCUGUCUUGUCUUGCUUUUCCUUAAGAUUUUAUUUCAGCUAAUUUACAAGAAGUCAUUUAACCACCUUUCCCGAUUGAUUUCUUGUCAGUCAAAUAGUUUUAGAUUUAGGUACUGAAGUUUUAAGACAUACACUCUGAUAUUUCCACUGCCAUCCCAGUAAAAUAGAAAAGACAAAUUAGGGUUGCAACUUAUCAUUUAAAAAUAUAUAUAUUAUACCGAAAUGUAUCAAAUUUACUCCCAGAGAAGAAAAAUAGAACAACAAACAGGACAUUGCUUCUGGCAAUACAUACAUAUAACCCUAACCCAAACUAAUGCAUAUUUCAAAGCAACAAUUAAAUGCAACAAUUUUACCAUACAAAAACAGCUUGAAAAUCAUCUUGAUGUUGUGCCUCUCUCGUUUUCACUCUGGCCCUCUUCAGAAAUGUUAUCAACAUCUGAUCUGUGAUCUGAUCACAUGUGGUAAGAGUUAAGCGCAGGUCUGAACGCACCCAAAUGCGUCCUGAGAUCUGAUCACUCAAGCCAAAUGCGGAGGUGGAAGCAUGUAAUCAGAUUUUUGCUAAUUGAAUGCAAAUGCAAUCUGGGCCACGAAGGAAGGGCUGCAUACUCAUCUUACCUACCACAGUUUCACAACGAAUUACACAUUUAAUAAAGAAUCUAACAUGAUUACACAUCUCAGUGCCCAUAUUUUGUUUAUAGCCACAGCAAAAAUAUCAACCCUUAUCACAACAUAAUGAUUGACGUUCUCCUUAAUUGAUAAACUCCUCAGCUACAUGACAUUAAUUCAACCCCUCCGGACUCCUCUCUCCCUACCUCUUGCUUGCUAGCUCACACCAACUCAAAAAAAGCACACAGUAACAUCUGCAUAUUCAGUCUGGAUAAAACAUGAACUGAAAAAAAAAAUUGUAAUAUGUAAUUAUUUGCAUUUAGAGUGGAAAAGUGAGAUCUGAUUGCAAGUGGUCACAGGAGACAUAUUUAGGAUGCAUUUUAUGUAAAUUGUGACACAUACUUAAUGCUCUCUACUUGUGAUUGAAUCCCUCAGGAUGGGUGUUAAUACUAGGUGUGAACAGGGCGAACAGAGUUCGCUGUAUUUGUUUCAGGGACUGCACUUCCUGUUCAGGCCUUGUUUCAGUUAAGUGAGUGUGGCUACGCAAUGAGAGAUUGAAGGGCUGUGUUCUCUGUACAUGGAAAAACUGCAUAACGUCAACAACUCAGAGCUGUUACUCAGCACAAGUUACAUAAGUAGUUUUUAAGACAAUUCGGGGCUCCUUUCACACAUGCACAUCACAGUGGGAGAGACUCUGCUUAAACACGUCCACAACAGGAACCAAUCGUUUACAUGAUACAGGUAAGGGGUGGUACAGCAAUGAAUUCUGCUUCAGAGAUUACAUGCCUUUGUUUACACAUCGACACCAGCUUCGACUGACAUUGCCACAAACUGUCUUGACAUCUUCAUCGGGGUCUUCAUGUUUCCAUCUGUUGCGUGUCAGAAACAUCAUUAACAGAGGUUUACGAAACGUUAUUUAAUAUAUAGAUAGGUCACAUCUGCAUAAAUGAUCUCUGAAUUUUAUCAAUCAUCCAAUUUUAAUUGUAUAGCCCAUAUUCACAAAUGACAAUUUGUCACAUAGGGCUUUAACAUGUGUGACAUCCUCUGUCCUUAACCCUCAACAAGAGUAAGGAAAAACUACUAAAAACCCUUUCAACAGGGUUAAAAUACGUAGAAACCUCAGAGAGAGCCACAUGUGAGGGAUCCCUCUCCCAGGACGGACAGAAGAGCAAUAGAUGUCAAGUGUAGAGGAAAACAUAAUCAGGAUAAAGGUUUUAGCAGCAUUGAUGAGGGUAGACAUUUGAAGGAUAACUGAAGGUCAGAUACUUGAAGGUCAAGUAUCUGAGGAGAAAUACUAUAUUUCAAGCAGUCCUGCUGCAAUCAUAGUCUAUGGUCAGCAGCCAGCAAGAUCAUAAUCCACCAUCAAGAUCGGAUCCACUAUAGUCCACAGUCAUUGUCCACUGCCGCCAAUUAGGAUCCAUCAUCAGAUGCCACCUCGGUUGUGGUCCACCACCAUUAUCUGAUUCCAUUAUUAUUAUGAUCAGCCUGUGUUUUUAUGCCACACUUCAGAUGGAUACAUCUCAAUCUAGAAUACACAGCAAUUACAAAAUAAGGUCUGACUCUACAAAUGAAAAAAAAAAACAGAACAUAGAAGGCUGCUGUAACCAAGUGGUUACCAUGGUCAGUUGUCUCAGUACAGAGCACACAGCUUUCAGCUUAAAGAUCUCUUUAAUGAUGGACACAUACGUUUACUAUCCCCCCCUGCUUUUCUGUGGGGCUAUUCGCUCUGUUCUUUUGACUUUCAGAGGACCACAAUCCUGUGUGCAGCAUUCCUGUCUCCCUCUGUCACAGUUGUAAAAUACCCACCAGGCACAGCUGGAGGUGUCCCUGAUCCACCUCCUCAGCCACAGCUGUCAAUCAUUUUGAUUGAAGAUAAAAAAGUAUUUUUUUUUUCCUCCAAAGAAAAUCUGUUUGCCAGCUUGCUUUGCUUUGCCUUGUUUUGUUGAGACAUUUUUGCACUGUUAAUCUGGGAAAUUUAAUGGCCUUUUGUGGGCAAAAUUCCAAUGUCAACUUAUAGUAUCUGUAUCUGAAUUUUCAUAGAAAAGCUUAUCUUCCUGCAGUAACAGAUUUUCUCUGUUUUCUUCUUUUUUUUGGAGAAAAGCUUGGCCUACUGCAGUAACACCAAUUCUAUUCAAUGAAGGAUAAAAAAAAAAGAGUCUUGGCUAUACAAUUAUCUCGACUGGAGAAAAGUUUAAAAUCCUGUUAAAGAGAACCUGUGUAAAAAAAAAUUGAACUUCUGUAUAGAUAGAGCAUAUUAAGCAGCAUCUGGAUUGUAAUGGACUUCAAAGCCUCCAAAAUUGUAUUAACUUGACACUUACAGUUCACAUUUACACUAAUACUUACAUCGGCACACUGUAUCAUUUAAAAUGUUCACCUAUGUGAACCGAUCUCUGUAUUUUAUACCUCUGUUCUUUGUCCAAUUUUCUUUAGAAAUUUGAAUUCUGUCCAAAUAUUCUGGAGAUAUUUUCAGCACAGGCACAGAGAAUCAUUGUUUCUCAAUUGCAAUAAAAUAACUAUGUUUGCCCACUUUAUUUGUAAUAGCUAACUGUGUUUUUCAAUAUUUAAAUAAUGUUUAAAACAUUUUAUUUUUACUUUCCCCUAACACACUCCUAUACUCAUUCACCCUUUCAUUGUUAAAUUUCACUUCUGUCUUUUACCCUUCUCCCACUUUACUGUUUGUAAUCUGACCCUUUUCUCCCAAUGUUCUCUCCACUCUCAUGCAUUUGCUUUGGUUGAUAACGCACUCUGCCAAAAGCUUUCUGAAGCAGACGGCUCUUUAAACAUUGACAGAGGUAAGCUUGGAUAAGAGAUCAUGUUAAAAAAUCCCAUCAAGCUAAACACAUCAUAAGCGUGCUGAUUUCAAUCAUGAGGUCAAAGUGCACUACUUAUUUCUUUUCUUUUUUCUUUCAGUUUUAGAUUCAACUAAACAUAUGUUUGAAUGAGUGACCUCUGUAUCGCUUCUGCUGUUUUUUAAAAAUAUUUUGUACGGUUUCUUAUUCCAAUUAUUAAUCAAUUUCAAGUUGCACGUGAGCAGUUUUGUGAUUUAAAUUAAUCUUGGGCCUGUUUCUUAGAAAACAAGUGAAUUCAGUCUGGUAAAAUUAUUCUCGAUAGGGAUUUUAGGAAAGUCAGACAUUCGUAUUCCCUUAAAGCAACAUCUGUAAUGAUUCCUUCACCCACCCUUAUUAGAUCAAAAUAUUUUUUUCAAUUGUUUUUGUAUUGCAUUUUUUUAGUGGACCUGGAAAAAAAUUAAGAGGACUACAGAUUUUGUUCGUCAAUUUUUGCAGUAUAGUCACUCUAGGACAGGAU
This is a messenger RNA of Pleuronectes platessa (European plaice), 5477 nucleotides long. RefSeq names its product palmitoyltransferase ZDHHC3. The transcript has 7 exons. Bases 346 to 1281 code for a protein of 311 amino acids. Gene Ontology annotation, molecular function: protein-cysteine S-palmitoyltransferase activity. Gene Ontology annotation, cellular component: endoplasmic reticulum; Golgi apparatus. Gene Ontology annotation, biological process: peptidyl-L-cysteine S-palmitoylation; protein targeting to membrane. The record is from RefSeq and is a predicted model, not a curated record. Lineage: Eukaryota; Metazoa; Chordata; Actinopteri; Pleuronectiformes; Pleuronectidae.